This is a messenger RNA of Adineta steineri, 303 nucleotides long. NCBI's taxonomy places the organism in Eukaryota, Metazoa, Rotifera, Eurotatoria, Adinetida, Adinetidae. The record is from the annotation of a GenBank genome assembly.
AUGCGAAACGCUGCUGCUUUAACUAUUGUCGGUAUUAUCUUUCUCGCUUUUGGUAUUGUGCUUACACUUGUGAUGGCAUUUGGAAUUUUAAGUGAAUGGUUUCUCAAUUAUAUUCCUGCUGCGUUGCUCUUCUUAGCAUGUCUUUUUAUGUUAGCUGGAUUGGCUGAAGGUGCUCGUUAUGUAACUUAUAACGGUUAUUCAGCUAGUUUAUAUGAAACUGGUCAUUUAUUAACAAUGCUUUCUCUCUUCUUGAGUGCAACAGCAGGAGGUCGUAUCUCUCACGCAUGCGGUGGUGGAAAUUAA